UUGAGGUUUUAUAACGCUAAAAACCAGUGGUCAGAUCAAUGCAAAUACUUGUGUAGUUUUACGCUGAAUAUCUAAACAGAAAACAAACGUGCCUUUUAACUUUAAAUUUAUCGACAGAUGGUAAUUUGUGGUGCAAGCUAAUAUAUGAGAAACUUGACCAUGGCUUAUCGCGAUGAAAUACAGACGCUUAAAACUGCUUUGAAAGAUGUUUUGAAAAGACAAGGAAUUCUGACAGACUUGAAGGGAAGAAUCCGAGCUGAACUUUUUAACGCUCUUGAGAACCCGGAAACUUCACCACCAGCAUUGUCCAGUGAAAACUUCUUAAUUAAUGAACUAAUUAUAGAAUAUCUCGAGUUUAAUGGAUACAAGCAUACCAGUUCAGUUCUUGUUGCAGAAUCUGGUCACCCCAGGGUUUCAUUGGGUCGAGAAUUUCUUGAGAAUCAAUUACAUGUUCAGAUGGAUAGAAGAACAGCCACAGU
Messenger RNA from Limulus polyphemus (Atlantic horseshoe crab), 479 nucleotides. RefSeq names its product lisH domain-containing protein FOPNL-like. Gene Ontology annotation, biological process: microtubule anchoring; cilium assembly. NCBI's taxonomy places the organism in Eukaryota, Metazoa, Arthropoda, Merostomata, Xiphosura, Limulidae. The record is from RefSeq and is a predicted model, not a curated record. The annotation marks the transcript as partial. The transcript has 3 exons. Gene Ontology annotation, cellular component: ciliary basal body; motile cilium; centrosome. Gene Ontology annotation, molecular function: protein binding.